UUGUUACCAACUACCAACUAUAACAGAUUGAAUUCGUGCUUCUUCCAGUAACCGGCAGCGUGUAUCACCGGUGGAUAUUAGUUAACAUAAAAUGUCGUACACUAAAUUCAAUUUUUCAUUUUAUAUCACAUGCUGUUGCUUAUCUUUGGGUCUCGUAAAUGCAAAUGCUCAGACAUCGUCGAAGAAUUUUUUCGCAGAGCAACUUACCGAAGAAAAUUGGGAUCGUAUGCUCAUCGGAGAAUGGAUGGUGGAAUUCUAUGCUCCAUGGUGUCCUGCUUGUAAAACAUUGGAACCAAUUUGGGAACAUCUUGCUGCACAAAAGGAAAAUUUAAAUAUCAAUGUAGGAAAAGUUGAUGUGACUGAUUCUCCAGGACUUAGUGGAAGGUUUAUGGUUACAGCUUUGCCAACGAUAUAUCAUGUUAAAAACGGCAUAUUUAGGCAGUAUAAGAGCCCUAGAGAUAAAGAUUCAUUAAUUGAAUUUGUGUCUGAGAAAACUUGGGAAAAGAUUGAACCAAUUCCUGGCUGGAAGAGUCCAACAUCUAUUCAGAUGUCUGUUAUUGGUCAAUUCUUUCAAAUCUCACAAGUAUUGCGGGGAAUACACAAUAGGUUUAUGGAAGAUUUUGGAUUACCUACAUGGGGAAGUUACUUGAUCAUUGCCAUUGCUACCAUUGUCUCAGGUGCAAUAUUGGGAUUGUUUAUCGUUUGCUUGAUUGAUUUUAUAUAUCCACCGAAACCUGCAAUGGUUCAAAACAAAAAGAAACAAAAAGAUGGAUCAGGUGGAUUUAUGCAAGAGAAAAGUAUACAGGAUGAAGAAAUUGUUGAACAUGUUAAGGAUGAUUUAGUAGAUGAGGAAUCAGAGCAAGAGGGAUCAGAGACAGAAGAAAAAGAAAAAGAUGCAGAUAAAGAUUCCAAAACUGAACCAAGCAGUCCAAAUGUUCGUAAACGUAAGCCACGUAAAGCUGAUUUAAAAUCAUAUAGGGCAGCAAUGGCCAAAAUAAAUGUGAAUACAAAUAUGAAAAAACGGUCCGCGAGUAUUUCUGAGAUAAGUGAGAAGAAAAUAGGGAUAUCGGAAAAUUUAAAUAAAGAGUUAAAGAAGAAAAAAACAGAAAACGGAACCGUACAAAAUGGUCAACCAAACAAGCAAAUCGCCAAGAAUUCACCUAAGAAAUUUAAUAAAAACGAAAAGAAAAAUGAUUUAGGAAUUGUUAAAAAUCUUAAGAAGAAAGCAACAAAUGUAGCUGGAUUACAGAGAAAUAAGAAGGAAACGUUAACCAAAGCAGAACUGUUGAAACUGAGACAAGAAUAUCGCAAAAAGCGUAAAGAAAAUAGAUCAUCGCAAACACAUUUGUUACCAUCGAAGGUCUCUGUUGAAGACAUAAAAAAGAAAAUUGAGUUAAUAGAAAAACGAGCAGCACUUUCAAGAAGUGCUAAGAGGAAAUUGGCAGCACUUAAGAAAAGGUUACGAGUAAAGGAAGGGGUAGGUAAGAUAAAACAAGUUGCGAAAAGACAGCUAGAAAAAGGAAGAAAUGAGAAAUCAUUAGAAAUUGCGAAACAGAAACAAGUGCAAAAUAUAAAAUCAGCGCAAGAGAAAGUACUUGCGAAGUCGAAUAAAGAAAAUAACAAGAGAGACGUUAAAAAAACCAAAACUCUUUUAAAGCAAAAAAAUGAGGAAAAUUAUGACGAUGAUGAAGAGGAUGAGGAAAAUGAGGAUGAUAUCGAGAUAGAUGAUGAAUUAAGUGAAGAUGUCGAUGGAACUGAUGUAGAAGAAGAUGAUGACGAUGAUGACGAUGAAGAAGAAGAAGAAGAAGAUGAUGAUGAUGAUGAUGAUGAUGAUGAUGAUGACGAUGACGAUGACGAUGACGAUGACGAUGACGACGAAGAUGUGGAAGAAGAGGGUAAAAACGACAAAAUUAAUGAACAAGACAAAGACAAUGAAAUUAAAAAAAGUAAUGUACAAAAAGGGAAAUCUGCAAAUGUAGGAGAAGAUGGCAAGAAAAAAAGAUAUGUCCUUUUUGUAGGAAAUUUGCCAUAUAAUAUUACUAACGAAGAACUUAAAAAACACUUCUUAACUAAGGUCAGUCAAGUAGUCGAUAUUAGGAUACCUAUGAAAGAUGAAAACACAGCACGUGGAUUCGGUUAUGUCGAGCUGGCCAAUAAUGCAGAUUAUGAGAAAGCACUUUCAUUAAAUCAAUCAUUUGUUAAUGGAAGAAGGAUAAAUGUGCAAUAUUCUGGACCUGACAGGAAAACAGCUGUUGCGAAGAACUUCAAAUUACAUGCUUUGCAAAAGGCAGGAAAAUUUGCAGGUGGAAGAAACAGAUAUAAUCAGAAAUAUGCAAAUAACAAGGGAAAGCAAAAUAUGCGAACAGCGAAAACAUAAUUGUUAAAUCGAUAGAUGUAAUUUGAAAUAAAUGUUUAAAUC
Bombus pascuorum is the source of this 2419-nucleotide messenger RNA. RefSeq names its product glutamic acid-rich protein-like. The transcript is spliced from 8 exons. NCBI's taxonomy places the organism in Eukaryota, Metazoa, Arthropoda, Insecta, Hymenoptera, Apidae. Gene Ontology annotation, molecular function: RNA binding. The record is from RefSeq and is a predicted model, not a curated record. The coding region runs from base 92 to 2377 and encodes 761 amino acids.